CUGGGAAUAAAUUGACAGAGUUACAAGUUUAUCUACAUUUAUUAAUUAAAUAAUUGAUAAGUAUUAAGUAAUAGUAAUAAUUUAAAAACGUGCAAUUUAGUAUUUAGUAUUUACUAUUUUACUAGAUAGAAUCAUUAAAAAAGGCGUUCAAUUUUCAGAUUUACAAAAUGGCAGCUGAAGAAUUACAAAAACAAUUCCAACACGAAUUGGAUGCUUUUAAACAAUGUCAAAAAGAAAUAAAUCAAUUGGCUGGAAUGCGUCAACAAUUGGAUGGUCAACUAAAUGAAAACUCUAUUGUCAAAGAAGAGUUAGCUCUUCUAAAACCUUCAGGUGAAGUAUAUAAAAUGGUUGGCCCUAUAUUACUACGUCAAGAUCACACAGAAGCUAAAGAAAAUAUUGAUAAACGUAUGAGUUAUAUAAAAAAUGAACUGCAAAGAAUUGAUGAUCGAAUACACACACUAGAGGGUACACAAGAUCAGUAUAGGGAAUCUCUUACUAAAUUACAACAACAGUUUCAAGCUCAACAAGAAAAAAAGUGAUCAAUCAUAUCAAAUCAAAUGAUGAAAAUUUAUACCACUAACUAUUUAAUGUGUCUUAAUUCAUUAAAUUAUUAAUAUUUUUUUUUAUAAUAAUAUCGCUAAUAAUAUAAUAAAAUGUAAUCAAUAUUCAAUAUAUCUAUGAACUUACAUAAAUAGCUUAUUUAAUUUUCUAGUAAAUAAUAAAUAUUUGUUCCAUGCUAAUUCAAUUUUAUGUUAAUUAUAAAGUAUAUACUAAAUAUAAUAAUGUUUAUCAAUCA
Messenger RNA from Rhopalosiphum padi (bird cherry-oat aphid), 796 nucleotides. It is a transcript of the gene Pfdn6, whose product is annotated as prefoldin subunit 6. The record is from RefSeq and is a predicted model, not a curated record. The transcript has 2 exons. Gene Ontology annotation, biological process: chaperone-mediated protein complex assembly; protein folding. Gene Ontology annotation, cellular component: cytoplasm; prefoldin complex. NCBI's taxonomy places the organism in Eukaryota, Metazoa, Arthropoda, Insecta, Hemiptera, Aphididae. The coding region runs from base 168 to 539 and encodes 123 amino acids. Gene Ontology annotation, molecular function: protein-folding chaperone binding.